AUGUACAAUGUAAAAAAUGACGAGCGUUGGGUAGUUGGGGUAACCAUGGAGUUCGUUCUCCGUUGGGGCAACCUCGGUGCAAACAGUGCAAAUGAUACAAACACCGAGGUCCCACAUGAAUGGCAGUCCAUCGACGAAGCGUCCCUCGUGCCGCAAGCCAUGCAGACCACGCGAGUACCAGGAAGCCGCUUGCGGCCGGUGGCAGACUCCCUAGAAAGUGUGGGGUUUGUCUCAAAGGGGGACAGAAAGCUAUUCGAUCACUCCGCCCAGGAAGAGUACUUCGACAAGAUCGUCGAGCGGUACAUGCGAUUCUGUGCUCAGCAUAAAGAUAACCUCGAUGCUGCCCUGACUUCGCUCCCCACGAGUGCUUCCAACGAUGUAACAUCGAAUCCAGCGGCCGCUCAGCACGCAACGAAGUCGAGGCCCGCAGAGGGGAGCGGCCCUCCACCAUCGGCGGAGUUAUCCACCCUCCUGCUUUCCCUCCGAAAGUUGCGAGAAGCCGUUCUAGCAACGGCAGCGACAACGCCAGUGAUAUUUUCGCAGCGAGUGCAUAUAUUCUCCAUCCGCUUAUCAAUCCGCGCGCAACAUCCGCCAUCGUAUUUCCCUUCUUUGCGACAUACUCUCGACAGGUUGCAUUCUAAGUCACAUCCACUAGCUGACUGCGAGGUGAAGGAGAUCGUGUCAUACAUGAUACUGGAUUAUGCUUGUCGGCAAUGCGAUAUGGUCUCUGCUUUUGAAUUACGUGCUCGUGCACGAAAGGAAUUCGGCUUCCAAUCCCCAACGAUCGACGAUGUGCUUAACGCAUUGAUGCAUGACAAUUGGGUUAUGUUUUGGCGAGUCCAUAAGACCGUGAAUUCAUACAUUCGCGCCGUGAUGAAUUGGGCCGUGGGUCGAGUCCGCAGGCAAGCUCUCAAGGCAGUCGGCAGUGCGUAUCUUAAUGUUGACAUUAAUUGGAUCUUGGGUGGGUGUACAGGCGACGAAGAGAACUGGACUUGGGAAAAAUUGGUGGAGGUCGAAAAACUCGGCUGGCAAAGGGAAGGGGAUAAAAUCAUCAUCAGACGCCCGAAACCGCGACCCCAACCGAAUAAGUAG
This is a messenger RNA of Penicillium argentinense, 1092 nucleotides long. RefSeq lists its product as uncharacterized. The transcript is spliced from 2 exons. Lineage: Eukaryota; Fungi; Ascomycota; Eurotiomycetes; Eurotiales; Aspergillaceae. The coding region runs from base 1 to 1092 and encodes 363 amino acids. The record is from RefSeq and is a predicted model, not a curated record.